UGAAAAUGUGGAAGCUGUUUGCGCUGUGCGCACAAUCUUUUAUUUGUUUUUGUUAUUUAUAAUUUGUUGUUUACGGUCUGACAAAGACGAAGUUAAUAAAAAAUGUGGAUUUGAUUUACAAGAGGGUGCAAUAGAAGGGACGAGAACGCAUUACGAAAAUGUACUCCAAUGCAAUUUGGUAAUUCAUAUAUUGGACCAAGGUUAUAAUGUGCAAAUAGUAUGAAGCCAAACACGUGUUGGCUGCAAGUUUUUCCGGUGCUUUUAGUUGUUGCUGUGAUAACAGCCAACCAUAGCCGGUUAAACAAUACGGCUGACACACGGAACAGCUAUAUCCAUCCUGCAGAAUCUCAUCCUUGUCAUCAACUAACGAAUAGCCCAUGCAAUUCAACUGGCAAUGCUGGAGAAGUCAAAGUGAAAUUUUCCACAAGAAUUGUUAAGAAUGAAUAUAUUGUCGCCUUCAAGGGUUACUACAAACCACAAACUCGAGAGAAUUACAUUGGUGCUGCCCUGAAUUCAUCAGGUGUUCCGAACUGGAGAAUUCUCUCUCGAAACAAUCCAGCUAGUGGUUUUCCAAGUGACUUUGACGUUGUCCUCUUAGAAGAAACUGACAAACACAAUGGACUUAGUGCAUUAAGCGAUCAUCCUCUUGUAAGAAGAGUCACUCCACAAAGACUUGUACAUAGAACCUUAAAGUAUAUCAAUGUAUCUGAGGAUGGAGAUACUCCUGAAUAUGGAAGCUUUAAGCGAAAAAUCAGCAGUUAUAAUAAUCAGUUUUGGCAACCACAAAGUCGUCAUGCCUCACGCAGGAUCUUACGAGCCAUUCCACGACAAAUCACAAGCAUCCUUCAAGCUGAUGCUUUGUGGGGAAUGGGAGUUACUGGACGUGGCGUUAAGGUAGCCGUGUUCGACACCGGUCUAGCUGCCAGCCAUCCACAUUUUAAAAAAAUAAAAGAACGCACUAAUUGGACUAAUGAGAAAACCCUGGAAGAUGGCUUAGGACACGGAACAUUUGUAGCCGGUGUGAUAGGUUCCUCGUCCCGUGAUUGUCUUGGCUUUGCCCCUGACGCCGAGCUUCACAUAUUUCGUGUCUUUACAAAUGCACAGGUGUCCUACACUUCCUGGUUUCUUGACGCUUUUAAUUAUGCAAUAUUGGCAAAAGUUACUGUACUUAAUCUCAGUAUCGGUGGUCCAGAUUUCAUGGAUCAUCCAUUCGUUGAUAAAGUUUGGGAACUCACUGCCAAUGGGGUGAUAAUGGUAUCAGCAAUUGGUAACGAUGGACCAUUAUAUGGUACGCUGAACAAUCCCGCGGAUCAAAUGGACGUGAUUGGUGUAGGUGGUAUCAAUUGGGAAGAUCAAAUAGCACGAUUCUCAUCUCGUGGUAUGACCACAUGGGAAUUACCAUUUGGUUAUGGAAGAGUUAAACCAGAUUUAGUUACAUAUGGAUCAGGAGUACGUGGAUCAGCUUUACAAAACGGUUGUAGGACACUAUCAGGUACUUCUGUUGCAAGUCCUGUAGUUGCUGGAGCAGUGGCUCUCCUGGCUAGUGGAUUUUUAGGAGCAAACGGAUCUCAAAAUUCCAAUCGUAAGGUAACUCCAGCGAGUAUGAAACAGGCUUUGCUAGGAUCAGCUCGACGUAUAUCAGGAGUUGGCAUGUUUGAACAAGGUGCAGGAAGGCUGGAUCUUCUUCGCGCAUUUCAUUUCUUACGAUCUUAUACACCUAUUGCUACCUUGAGUCCCAGUUAUAUUGAUUUAACUGAGUGUCAAUAUAUGUGGCCGUAUUGCACUCAAGCUGUAUAUUAUACUGGAAUGCCGACUAUAGUAAAUGUUACCAUUAUAAAUGGUUUGGGUGUCUCUGGUCAAGUAACAUCGCUUUCUUGGCAUCCUUACAUUCGGGACGGUAACGGAGAACGUAUAGACGUUUCGUUAACGCACAGUGACGUUCUUUGGCCCUGGUCUGGUUGGCUAGCUGUUGCUAUUACUGUACCAGUCACAGCUGUUGAUUGGCAAGGUUUAGCUCAAGGACAUAUAUCUAUGACGAUUGAAUCGCCGCCUGGUGACGGUGAACAGGAACCACGACGAUCUACUAUAGAGUUACCCUUAAAGGCUAAGGUGAUACCAACUCCACCUCGUCAUAAGAGGAUCCUAUGGGAUCAAUUCCACAACCUACGAUAUCCUCCAGGAUACUUUCCUCGCGAUGACUUGCGCGCAAAGAAUGAUCCCCUUGAUUGGAAUGGAGAUCAUAUCCAUACCAACUUUAAGGAUAUGUAUCAGCACUUGCGUAAUGCUGGUUAUUAUCUAGAAGUAUUAGGAACACCGUUCACUUGCUUUUACGCUAAACAUUAUGGUACACUGCUUAUCGUUGACUCAGAAGAAGAAUUCUUUCCUGAAGAGGUAGCUAAAUUAAAACGAGAUGUGGAGGAGGAUGGGUUGUCUGUGGUGAUAUUUGCUGAUUGGUACAAUGUAACGGUUAUGAGGAAAGUCAAGUUUUAUGAUGAAAAUACUCGACAGUGGUGGGUACCGGAUACAGGUGGAGCAAAUAUACCAGCACUGAAUGAUCUUCUGUACCCUAACUGGGGUGUAGCUUUCGGUGACUGGGUUAGGGAUGGCCAGUUUGCUCUAGGACAACAUCCACCUGUUACAUUUGCUUCUGGUACUACCAUAGCUAGGUUUCCGAUGGAAGGUGAGGUUUUACACGCAGAACUACGUGAUCAGGGCCAGGAACUUCUUUCAGAGACUCAACUAGGAACAUCCUCUUUCGUUCCUAUUCUUGGACUAUUACAAACUAAAAGUCAGGAGACUGUUAAUCGAGUUUAUAAUAACGCCGAAAAUGAAAUACCAGAUCCAGAGGAAAAGGAAGCACAAGCGGCGCACGAAAAAGAAAAAAUUAACAAUGCCGCUGGUAGAAUAGUCGUCUACGGGGAUUCCAAUUGUAUCGACGACAGUCAUUUACAAAAACCCUGCUUUUGGAUGCUGGACGCCAUUUUGGAGUUCACCACAACAGGUCAGGUACCUUCGGUUUUCCUAGAGAAUGAAAAUCGUCGCAAGGUCAAAGAUACUGGAGAAUCCGGUAACCUUGAGCUCGGUGAUUUACCAAAGCGGAUGGAAGGUAGUCAUCUGAGUCGUCACAGUAAAGUCCUGGAGAAUGAAGGCGCUGUGGGAGGUGGGCGUCUACGUCCAUUACCAUCUUGUCCUAUUACUGUUCUUGCUCCACGAAGACCAUUAAACGAAUCGGCGCCAGCGAACCUGUACAAGUCCCAAAAACUACUCUCAGUGGGUGACGCACCGGUCGCGGCUGUUCCAAUACCCCAGGAGUCAGAUCCUACAUGGCCACGAAGACGAAGUGGAGUCGUAGUUAACGUUCCUGCUUUGCAUCAUUCGGGACUAGCGCACGAUGUACACGAAGAAGAGAAUGAUCUAGAAAAUGACAGAUGGUUUUUCACUGGUCGUUGGGACGUCGUGGGUGGAAUUAUUAUUCUUGGUGGUAUCAUACUAUGUAUGUUCAAUCGAUGGAGUUAUUGUACUACAAAAAGGCAUUUAAGAAGAAAACGAACUGUAGGCAGACUGCGGAAAGUCAUUCAGGUUAUUGCUGUCCGCAGAGUGCCUCAGAUGUAAUAGAAACUCAAGAAUGAGGGAAUGACUAUGUUGAAACCAUAGAGAUUGUCUAUUAUCAGGUUAUGACUUAUUACUUGGAAUACGAGUAACUAUCAGAGAAACACUCUUAGAAAAUCCAGUGUGCCUUUAUGAGGAAGAGACGCCGUACUAAAAUUAAUAGUCUACAUGUAGGUUAGAUUUUCUAUCUGUUGAUACAAGAAAGUCGUGCAAAACAAAUCAUUUCAUUAGAGGAUCAUAAUAUUAUAACAUAGAUGAGUUUUUUUAAUUCUGCUGUCAGACUCUACUUUUAUAUCAAUACUGACUACGUACAUUCUGCAGUACUCAGAAUCAUUACUGUCAAAUUCUUGCCAGUCGAUGGCUCAUCGUAACUAUUUAAUAAUAUCGAAUCAGCAUCUUAGAAUUUAUGAUAUGCCUUACAAAUGUCUUUUACCAUAUAAUCCAAAGAGCAUGUUAAACAAAGAAUAUAUUGAAGUGGCAUCGACGUGACCUUACACACGCUAAAAAAAGUAGCACCAAGGUACUUACCUAUCAUUCAAUUUUUUCUAUACUACAUCAUCUUAUUUGAUUUAUAAAUUUGAUUACAUUAUACGGUGCUUAUUCUGUAAUUAUUAUUGCGCAACAAUACUCACUGACUAAUUUGUGUAUUUUAGACUGGUCAAUCACGAUGAUUGCACAUUUUUCUAUUUUGAUAAUUGCACCGAUUUUGUAAAAAUUGCAUUACGUAUGACCCUAAAAUUUAACUGGUCUUUAUAGUAUAUGUAUACAAUGUCACGAUGCCGAAUAAAAUCACAUAGGUAUAAAAUUAUCUAAAUUAGUGAAAAAACUAGAAAUAAAUAUCUUUUUACGAACUGAUAUGUAUGUGCAGAUUCUAUGCCAUUUUAGGAUACGCAGCACGGAGAAACUUUAUAAUUCAUAAAUGACACACUUGUUAGAGCAUGCGUAAUUAUUUUAAUUACUUAUAUAGCGAAUAUUAAGCUACGUGAGGAAUACCUUCUGUCUAAUUGAUAUCGAAAUGAAGAUUUGUAUGUCCUAAGAUUGUAAAGCGAAAUACAUAACACAUUAGGUAAAUGAAGAAUGUAUAUAACUUUAUUUGUAAUAUCUUCAGUACACAUAAACGAAGAUCAUAUACGUAUGCUUGUACUAAUAUUA
Cephus cinctus (wheat stem sawfly) is the source of this 4761-nucleotide messenger RNA. It is a transcript of the gene S1P, whose product is annotated as membrane-bound transcription factor site-1 protease. Gene Ontology annotation, cellular component: Golgi apparatus. Bases 220 to 3612 code for a protein of 1130 amino acids. Gene Ontology annotation, molecular function: serine-type endopeptidase activity. The record is from RefSeq and is a predicted model, not a curated record. Lineage: Eukaryota; Metazoa; Arthropoda; Insecta; Hymenoptera; Cephidae. The transcript is spliced from 14 exons. Gene Ontology annotation, biological process: proteolysis.